Molecule: messenger RNA, 509 nt
Organism: Solenopsis invicta (red fire ant)
Lineage: Eukaryota; Metazoa; Arthropoda; Insecta; Hymenoptera; Formicidae
Exons: 2
Coding region: 87-398 (103 amino acids)
Source: RefSeq, a predicted model, not a curated record
CCGACACGUAUCAAUAUACCAGUGUCACGUGACCUGAUGAUGUUGGCCGGCACGCUAACGCCCGUGCUUCCACUACCUGCCACUAGAUGGUAUGGCGAACCUUUUAUAUGGUUAAAACACCGACUCUAGAUUAUUAUCAUAACAUCGAUCACGUUAAAACAUCCAACUUUCACACGCCAUUAAAUAGUCUCAUGAAUUACUGUCAGGAGGAAAAAAAAUGGGGUGAAGUAAUUUGCGCCGGUCAACAUCAUUUACAAUGUUCACCAUUCAAAGCUGCUCAGGUAAGAACACACCUCCACAAGUUUCCACCAAACUGCAAAGGUAGGAGCACUCAAUAUAUAUACAUAAGAAGUAAGCCAGUGCGUUUAGAUUUUACUCGCUCUUUCAGCCUACCCUGAAAGAGCGUUCCUUUCCAAUCGUACACUACUACAACGUAGCACUACGUCAUGAAAAGAGCUAUUUGUAAAUACUUGUUCCCGGUAUGCGUUCUCCUCGUCCUCGUCUAUGGG